Trichoderma asperellum CBS 433.97 is the source of this 2085-nucleotide messenger RNA. RefSeq lists its product as uncharacterized. NCBI's taxonomy places the organism in Eukaryota, Fungi, Ascomycota, Sordariomycetes, Hypocreales, Hypocreaceae. The record is from RefSeq and is a predicted model, not a curated record.
AUGGGCUAUGAUUGGGAGAGCCAUAAAGAAACAUGUCAUCGGCUGUACAUCCGCCAGGGGUGGUCCCUCGAGCGCAUCAUGGCGUAUCUGAGGACCGAGUUUGACUUCACACCGAGUCGACGUGCCUUCCAGAGCCAGUUCCGGCGCUGGGACUUCCCACUCAAAACAAAGAGCCGUUGCCAAGAUGAGCGGCUCCUGGGCCGUAUCAAGGAGUUGUGGGAGCAGAAUUUUUCUCCCAACGAGAUGAUUAAAAUGCUUGUCGACGAAGGCUUUGAUGCCGGUCCGCAUGAAGUAAUGAAGCUGCGUCUUAAGAAUAGAUGGCUGUUUCGCGGGCCGAACAAUGAAAAAGCAAAGAUUGUCGAUGCUACUGCUGCCGACUCAAACCAUGAGCUGGAACUACAGGAAAAUUUGCAAUCUUCUGCUUUGCUGGAUGUGGAUGUGGACGAUAGUAACAUAUCUCUGCCGCACGACGAGAAAGGGCAAGGGGGAAGGGGAGUGGAAAGAGAAAAAGAAAGAGAGCUGGACGCUGAAGACGCAAACGAGGCUAUAUCAAACCAUCCUCUUUCCACGCCCUCGCCUGGACCCGCACACGAUGAUGAUGCGAACGCUACCGAGCCUAUGGAAAACCAAGCUGACAAGCAUAAGAAGAAACGAAAUCGAUUCAAGACGGACGCCUCUGGAGCUAUUGUACGGUUUCCUUCGGAAAUGACGAUUGAUGAUGCUCGAAACAAGUUGGGUCUAGACAAGACUACAUAUCGUUUGCUCCGUACUGAAUUUCGCAACAUUUGUACGGCCAUGGAUGUCAGUAAAAAAUCUGCCGGAUCCGACAAAUGGGAAGCUGCCAAGACUCGUCUUCUGCACGAAAGGCCCGAGCUGUACCACAAGCUGUGGACGCCCGAAGAUGAGUUGGAAAUGAAACAGGCCGCGUUGGAUGUCAUCUGUACAGAUAUUGCGAAAAGGAUGCGCUCCAUGGAUACCAGACUGAGCGUAGCGGAAGUCAAGAACGCAUUAGGAAUGAACCCACAACAAGCAAGAGAUGCCCGAGUUGCCUUCAAUGAGGUGCUUAUCGAAGCCGGGCUCACCAGAAAACUUGAUUCCACGCCCACAUCUCAGCAGUGGGGUAAUUUGAGAAGGCUAUGGGGCAAGCGUUCAGAUGUAAUCAAGAAGAUUCUCGACGACAUAGACAGCGAUCCCAGUGAUCGUCUGAAAGUCAAAGCUCUUGAUGUAUUAUCACGAGACACUUUGAAAAGACUACGCGACAAUCGCGCCAACAGAAGCUCGAAAAAACAGCGACCGUCUGGACGAAUUGAAUCAGACAUGAGUCAGAUCUCUGCUGAUGGCAUGGACACCAACCAUGAUGAUACCGGCCUACUACUCCAUCCGCAGCUCUCCCCUGAUCAGAUAGACCUUGGAGAUGGCUUGUCCACAAGCGCACUUGAUGAUGUGUCUGAUGCUUCAUAUACUACUCCUCAAGCUAUGUUGAGUCCCGAGAGUGGCGCUAUACCGUCUUAUUUACCUCUGUCUUUGCCACCUUCUGGCAUGGUUGGCGUGUCUUUAGAUGCUCCAAAUGCCGCUUUACGACCGCAACCUCGUCCCUUACCUUCUCAGCGAAUCUUCAAUCCCGCAGGAGCCCCCAACGUGCAUUUAGAUUCAACGGUUGGACAAUCAUUAUUACUUGCAUCAAAUACGGGCACAAGCUUCCUAAAUGCGCCAUAUGUAGCUCAACCAUAUGACUCUUCAAACCCUUCGACGCAAAUGUUUCAUCAUAAUCCUCCAAUAUUGACAGCAUACGCUGUCUAUUUCCGAAUGCAUCCAUCGUCAACCUUUAUUACUAGCGAGCCUCUAUGGAUAGCUACUAUGAACUCCAAAUCGGUUCAGGAGCUGCGACAUGCUGCAACAGAGAAGCUGCCAGGAGCGGCCUGUCUUAGGAUUGAAGGCAUGGUGAAGGAUAGCAACGGCAGCGACGUACCCUUGGUAAUUAACAGCGACGAGCAUCUCGGUGCUUUUUUAUCAUAUAGCCUAGGAGAGACACCGACUUUCCUUGUUCAACUGGUGUGGAAAACUGGCGAUGUUGGCCGCUUCUAA